UCUAUGCGGGAUUCAGUUAUACUGCGACAGUCGUGCUAAGCCGAUCAUUUGGAACCCGACGAUGAUUUUGAGAGUGUUAGUGUUGGCCGCUGUGGUAGUGCUUUCGUCCGCGGACCGACCUCAAUGGCGGAAGAUAGAAGGAGAUCUUGCUCCAGAGCCAGACGUUAAGCUGUUGCAGGAGGUAGACGCAUCUUUCCGGCUUCCGGAUGCGGUUUCCGUUCCAACGCACUACAAUCUACAUCUGCGAACGGCAAUCCAUGAAAACGACCGAGCGUUUCAAGGGACCGUAGAGAUUUUCCUGAACGUGUUGACAUCAACUGAUAUCGUAACAAUUCACAAUCGCAAUCUGGGAAUUUGGAAGGUCACUGCUUACAAGGUUUCCGAGGGAGGUGAUCUGGAAUUUCUGGGAACACCAUCGUUCGAAACCGACACUAGAAUCGAACAUUUAGUCAUAACCUGCGAGGAACAACUUUUGAUCGGUAGUUACAUGUUUAAGGUAGAGUUUUCUGGCAAUCUGCAGAAUAAUAACAACAUGGGAUUCUUCGCCUCAUCGUACGUGGAUGAUAAUUGGAAGCGUCACUAUUUGGCUUCUAGCAAGUUCGAACCGACCCAUGCCAGAUCGGCAUUUCCGUGUUAUGACGAGCCCAAAUUGAAGGCAACGUUCACCUUAUCGAUAACCCACUUCAAGGAGUAUCAUGCCGUUUCCAAUAUGCCGCAAGACGGAGAUGUUAUUCCCGACCCAGCUGAUCCGAACUACGUAACUACAACUUUUCAGAAAUCAACCAAAAUGUCCACGUAUCUUUUGGCAUUUGCUGUAUCCAACUUUCGCUAUCGUAUUAGCGGAAUAAAUUCGGUUUAUGCAAGACCAGAUCUUUACAAUGCGACUGAAUAUGCACUUGAAGUCGGAACAGAUGUUUUGAAUGCCCUCUCGGAUUAUACGGGAAUACCGUAUACGAGCUAUAUGAAAAAAAUGACCCAGAUUGCUAUACCGGAUCGCGGAUAUGGAGCCAUGGAAAACUGGGGACUAGUAGCAUAUGGUGAGCCCGUUUUACUGUUCGACCCAGCGGUAAAUACCUAUCGUAAUCGGAAAUCGGUUACUACGAUAAUUGCGCACGAAUUCGCCCAUCAGUGGUUUGGAAAUUUAGUCAGUCCGGACUGGUGGGACUAUAUUUGGCUAAACGAGGGUUUCGCAACGGUUUACGAGUACUAUGCGGCCCAGUUGGCCUACCCCGAGGAUCGUUAUUGGGAUCUGUGGAACGUAGAGGUUAUCCACAAUGCGUUCAGUGCCGAUGCCAAUCUGAACGUACGACCGAUGACUUGGAAUGCGGUCAGUCCUGGUGAAAUCGCUGGAUUGUUCGAUACUGUCGCAUAUGACAAAGCUGGCAGCGUACUGAACAUGUUCCGAGUUGUGUUCCAAGACGACAAUUGGAGGGAGGGAUUGCAGUCUUACUUUGUGAAUAGAGAACUAAAUAGCGCAACUGCUGAUCACCUGUCCGUAGGAUUACAGUCGGCAUUGGACGGAAAGAACAUUCUGCCGAAAACUUUCAGCGUCAAGCAACUCAUGGAUUCGUGGACCACCGUGUCGGGAUUCCCGCUGUUAACGGUACGACGAGACUACAAAAAUGGGGAGAUCUACAUAUCUCAGGAGCGAUUUUAUAGCGACAGGAAGCUGCCGAACACUCACAUCUACCAUAUCCCGUAUAAUUACGCUACGGAGUCCAAUGCAAACUUCGCGUCCCUCGAGUUCGACUGGCUGUCAACGAAGAGUGCCAAAUUGACUACCUCGGCAGACGCCGAAGAAUGGAUAAUUUUUAACAAACAGCAAACCGGUUAUUAUCGGGUUAACUACGAUCAAGCAAAUUGGAACUUGAUUAUCAACCAACUCCAGCAGAAGCACUCCGUAAUUCACGUCCAGAAUCGAGCCCAGCUGAUCAACGAUGCGUACUAUCUUGCCCGUGCCGAUCGUUUGGAUAUGGCAUUGGUCUUGCAGCUGAUGACGUAUCUGAAACAGGAAUACGAAUAUCCAUCUUGGGCGGCGGCGAGUUCGGUUCUCUCAUAUUUCAACUAUAAAUUGCGCGGAACUCCACAAUAUCCCAACUUCCUCGAGUACGCACAGCAGAUCAUCAACCCGGUCUACUCGAAUCUACCGGUAGAUAGCGUCUCGGAAAAGGACACUCUGCUGGGUAAUUAUCUUAGGCAACUCAUUACUAACUGGGCCUGCCUCACCGGUAAUACCGAUUGUUUAAUGCGAAUGCAAACAGCGCUUGAACAAGCCGUUUCGACUGACGUACCCGUGGAUCCCGACAUUUCCUAUGUAGUGUACUGUUACGGUUUGUACAACGCGGGACAGACGGAGUUCGUCUGGUUGUACAAACGAAUGCUAGCAUCCAAAAAUCAAGCCGAACGGGCACUGCUCAUCGACUCGCUGGCUUGUUCGCAGAAUCAAACCUUACUCGAAACAUUCCUGAUGACUUCGAUCGGCAGUGGAUCUGAGUUCAACUACCUGGAAACGGAACGCACACGAAUUGUUUCGGCCGUCUAUUCGGCUAGCCGGGUGGGAGUAGAUGCGUUGAUCGAGUUUCUUUCGAACGACGACAUCAUUGAUGAAUUCAUCGAUCGUCUCGGUCUGUCCGUGGUUGAGAAUGCGGUAGUCAAUAUUGCUUCCCGGACAAACAACGAAGCCGAGAAACAACUACUCAACGGUUUGCUUAGCAAAUUAACGAAAAAGAUUAGCAUGGCUACCGUCGGUACAGUUAUCAACACCAUCCUCAAUAAGGACGAUUGGUUCAACUCGUUGGAAGGCUUGAUCGGAGAAGAAUUUUUCGAGAAGUACAAAUCGGCGUAGUUUUGUUUUUUCCAUGCACAGAUAACUUUAUUCUUCUUCUAGAAUACAUAAACUUAAUAGCUAGUCUUAACUAAA
Molecule: messenger RNA, 2920 nt
Organism: Malaya genurostris
Lineage: Eukaryota; Metazoa; Arthropoda; Insecta; Diptera; Culicidae
Product: aminopeptidase N-like
Exons: 3
Coding region: 62-2845 (927 amino acids)
Biological process (GO): peptide catabolic process; proteolysis
Cellular component (GO): cytoplasm
Molecular function (GO): peptide binding; zinc ion binding; metalloaminopeptidase activity
Source: RefSeq, a predicted model, not a curated record